Scylla paramamosain (green mud crab) is the source of this 2071-nucleotide messenger RNA. Its product is annotated as probable glutamate receptor. The record is from RefSeq and is a predicted model, not a curated record. Gene Ontology annotation, molecular function: ligand-gated monoatomic ion channel activity. Lineage: Eukaryota; Metazoa; Arthropoda; Malacostraca; Decapoda; Portunidae. Gene Ontology annotation, cellular component: membrane. The transcript is spliced from 14 exons. The coding region runs from base 68 to 1957 and encodes 629 amino acids.
CCGCCACUAUCUUGUGCUGCCUAGAACUCUGCUCCAAUGCUACAUUCCCUCCGCCAGCAGCGAUACCAUGGUGGCAGUGCUGUUGUAUUUCUGGUUCUUGGUGUCCCGUCUCCCUCUGGCAUCGACAGCUCUGUUGAAGAUUGAGGCGGACAGCUGGGAGGCGGGUGCUGCCUUGUCGGUGAGGGAGGUACUUCAGGCGUCAUCAUUAAGUCAUGCAUCUCUUAUCGUCAUAACUGAAACCAGUUUCUCGAGAGACGUCCAGACGUUCCUCGGAACCUCAAGGGGCGUGGCGAUGUUUAAGACACCCUUGAAUGGGUCACAGCUCGUUCAGGUGGUCACACGCGCCCGUAAAGUGCGGGUUGCGUCGUGGAUGGUCGUGGUGGUGGUGUUGAGUGACCACCCAGUCUUCCUGGCCGCCUUCGCCCAACAGGCCCGUGAGGGUCGCCUGCUGGUGUGGGCAACAAAGCUCAUUGUGGUGACCCGCCGCGCGUCGCACCGCCUCCACCCGCUCCACCAGACUCUCGCCCUUACCAACUCCCUCCUGCUGCUGGUGGAUGGCACGGCAGGGGUGAGCAGGGCCUCCGUGAAGGCAGUGCUGCCUUUCCAAAGUCCCAGCGACGCAGUGUUGUGGAGAGCGUCUUGGACGGUGGGCCACGGUCUGCAAUUGAGUCAGCCGCUGUUCUGGGAUAAAUUUAACAAGUUUUCUAAGGAAACAAAUUUAAUAGUUGCAAUGGAAUCUAACGAAAGGCACACAGUAGUGAUGGUUCCAGACCCGACGGCCCCAGGUGGUGAAAGGCCAGUUUUUAAGGGCUACAUGAACACCGUCGCUGAUUAUCUGGCACAAGGACUUAACUUUUCAUACACUUUUAGGCGGCCACCAGAUGGUGUGUGGGGAAUGAAGCUCAAGAACGGCUCUGUGAUCGGCAUGGUGGGCCAAGUCUACAGGGAGGAAGCGAAUAUGGCUCUGGGACCUUUCGCUAUCAACGCCGCCAGGUACGAAGCUAUUGAUUUCACUUGGCCGAUUGUCUACAUGCGUGUCAAUGUGUUCGCUGGCCGGAAGACUCCCGAAAUAGAUCCGUGGGGCUUUUUGCUGCCCCUCGGCCCCUGGGUGUGGGCGAUGGUGCUCGCCUUCCUCUUUCUGCUGGCUCUCGUUUCCUUUUUUCUCUCAUCCAAGUUCUCCCCGUGUGACCCAACCUCGAAAAAUCUUCUCUCUUUUACCAGCAUUAUGCUUCGCCAGUCCGUGUCUUUGGGUGGCAGCGGGUGGUGGUGGCAGCGCGUGGUGCUGGGCGUGUGGAUGCUGAUGACCAUGGUGCUGACGCGCAGCUAUGAGGGCAACCUUAUGUCGCUGCUGGCCGUGAGACACGUGGCCCAACCCUACCAGACCCUCAGGGACGUGGUGGACGAUCCCUCGGUGAUCAUGGUCUGGUUUAAACAAGGUGCCACCAUGCAAGCGGUUAUGGAUUCCACCUCUGGAAUCUUGCACGAGGUGAAGGAGAGUGAGAAACAAGGGCGUCUUACGUUUUUGACUCCAUUCGAGUACGAGAGCAUCCUGAACGAGAUUAUAGACCAGAAGAAAGUGAUAAUUGACUACGACACAAUAUCAUCGGUCCUGAAAACCAACUACUUCUCUCGUACAGGGCGGUGUGACUUCUACGUGGGAUCUGAAACCAUAAUGUCUAAUCCUCUGGGCUUUAUCAGCCAGAAGGACAGUCCCCUCAUUCCAGCGAUGAAUGUGCGGAUAAUGUCCAUGAUAGAAGCUGGACUUUACAACUAUUGGAGACUGGACGCUGCUCAAAACUCCAGUUCAUGUGAGCGAGAGCCAACCAAGAUCACCGUCAGCUCGUCCCUUUCACUCAGGCAGUGCUGGGCCAUGAUGGUAGUGCUAGCGGUUGGCCUGAACGUCGGUUUGGCAACGCUCUGCCUGGAAAUCGUGCUCGCUGUCGUCUUGGCUCGCUGACUUUUGUAAAUCUGAGCCUCAGCCUGCAUGGGUGACUCAUGUGUGUAUCCAGAAAAUUAUGUAAUUGCUAUGAACAUUAUUUGUUACGAAAAUAAAGCGUGAUUAAGUGAUUGA